Molecule: messenger RNA, 2038 nt
Organism: Plectropomus leopardus (leopard coralgrouper)
Lineage: Eukaryota; Metazoa; Chordata; Actinopteri; Perciformes; Serranidae
Product: relaxin-3 receptor 1-like
Biological process (GO): immune response; G protein-coupled receptor signaling pathway; cell chemotaxis
Cellular component (GO): membrane; external side of plasma membrane
Molecular function (GO): C-C chemokine binding; C-C chemokine receptor activity
Source: RefSeq, a predicted model, not a curated record
UUUGCAUCAACACCUGUGCACCCACUCUCUGGAAGUUAGCCGAAAAAGAAGAGGGGGGAAUCCUGCCGUGACUUAUUAUCCAAAAACAGCGAAAAGAAAAAGCCCUUUCUUCUCCAGAGUCAUGCAAAGCAACAGCAGCGCCGCCGGAGCCCUGAGCGCUCUGAGUGUCUGCGGAGGAGAGGAGGAUGAACGCGAAAUCUCCAAACUUAUCAGCCCCACAGGAUCAGUCUCUAGUCUGGCAGCCCUGAACCUUUCACUGAACUGCUGGCUGCACAUCCUCUCCAAGGAGGAGUCCUCUCUGGACCUGCACACAGACAGCGCAAACCUGGCAGUCCGAGUUGUCAUCGCCCUGGUCUACCUGGUGGUGUGUGUUCUGGGACUUGUGGGUAACUUCCUGGCCCUCUUCCUGCUUCACUCCCGCCGACGGGGCCACCACCACUCUUCAAUCGACUGCUUCGUUAUGAGCUUGGCGCUGACAGACCUCCAGUUUGUCCUCACCUUGCCAUUCUGGGCCGUGGACACGGUGCUGGAUUUCCGCUGGCCCUUUGGCCGGAUCAUGUGCAAGAUCGUGAGCUCGGUCACCACCUUGAACAUGUACGCCAGCGUCUUCUUCCUCACCGCCAUGAGCGUGACCCGCUACCACUCACUGGUUACCUCUCUGAAGAUGGGCAGCCCCCGAAUCGCCACCACUCGUGCUAAAUGGGCCAGUUUAACCAUUUGGAUGGUGUCACUGGUGGCUACGCUGCCUCAUGCUUUCUAUUCCACCACAGUCCAGGUGUCCACGGACGACGAGCUGUGCUUAGUGCGCUUCUCUGACUCAGAUUCAGGCCACUGGGAUCCUCAAGUCCUGCUUGGACUCUAUCAAACACAGAAAGUCCUCCUGGGGUUUGUAGUUCCCUUGAUUGUCAUCUCUGUGUGUUACCUCCGCCUCCUGAGGUUCAUCCUGAGCCGGCGCAUUGUAGGAAGCGUGAUCAGUGGGAGUGUCACGGAGAGGUCAGAGUGUGAGAGGGGACGCCACCGCCGCCGCUCCAAAGUCACCCGCUCCGUCACCAUCGUAGUCCUGUCCUUUUUCAUCUGCUGGCUGCCCAACCAGGCGGUCACACUGUGGGGUGUGUUGAUCAAAUUUGACUUGGUGCCCUUCAGCAAAGCCUUCUACAACGCCCAGGCCUACGCCUUCCCCCUGACUGUGUGCUUAGCUCAUGCAAACAGCUGUCUGAAUCCAGUGCUCUACUGUCUGAUCCGAAAAGAGUACAGAGCUGGACUGAAGGAGCUCCUGCUGAGAGUGUCACACUCUGCCCGAAAUGUUCUCACUCUGGCUCUGAGAGGGAGGAGGGUGGAGGAAGCACCACCCAGCCUGGUUAUGAUUCACAAAGACAUCAAUAUAUAAUAUAUGAACUGUAAAAGGAGAAGUUUGACAUUUUGGAAAAUGCAUGGAUUCACUUUCCCGCUGAGAGUUGGAUAAGAAAAUUGACACCACUCAGAUGUUUGUGGGCUAAAUAUGAAGCUACAGCCAGCAGCAGUUUAGCUUAGCUUAGCACUAUGACUGAAAACAGGGGGGUGGAAGCAAGCAAAGGGAUGUAAUGAUGUGACGAUGCAUCGCAAGGCAGUUAAAAAUCGAUAAAAAAUAUGUUAGAUUCAAAUCGGUGAGAUGAAAAUUGAACUGCGAUAUUGUUUUUGAACAGCAGGGGGCGGAAUCUACUUUGACUAAACUUGCUCGUCGUGCUAUGUCACCAUGUGUUCAAUAUCGUACAUCAUGUCCGAGACUAGACAAAAUAAGACGAAGCAAAGGCUCCGCAACAGGCCAUUUUGAAACAGAAGAUACACCCUCCAGUGUAAAAUCAAAGUGUGGCGGCAUCUGAGCUUCCUCAAGUCAGAAACUAAUAAAGGCAAGAAGAGAAAAGACAAAAACAAUCUACAAAUAUUGGAAGAGGGUGUUGAACUACACAAAUUGGACAACUAACAUGAUGCAACAUGUGAGCUGGCAGCUCCGGUCAGCCCCGCCUACGCACAUUACUCCUUAACGACAACUACAUGGCCA